Molecule: messenger RNA, 1362 nt
Organism: Paracoccidioides brasiliensis Pb18
Exons: 3
Coding region: 1-1362 (453 amino acids)
Biological process (GO): regulation of DNA-templated transcription
Molecular function (GO): sequence-specific DNA binding; protein binding; zinc ion binding
Source: RefSeq, a predicted model, not a curated record
AUGUCAGGAUAUGAUCCCCGGCUUGCUCGAGAAUUGUCCGCUUAUUCCAAUGAGCUCCCUGCCGUAGAACUAUGUGUACAGGGAGCUUUAGUGGAAGGUUUCAAUGCCGUGGAGCCGCCUCAUCACGAUCUCGACGCUGAUAAUGCGCGGUAUAAAAAUACCUAUGAUAAACCUUUUGAAACGGCUCCUCUGCUCCCUGCAAGUACGCAAGAUGGACCAGCCAAGUGGGAACAAAACAUCUCUGCAGAGGGGGUUGGCUGUUGCAUUCCCGCUCCUGCAUCGCCACUACCUGCAAACUCCGAGAGCACCAGCAAUGUGCUGGAUGCUGACUCCAUACAGCCGGAAACUCGCAUGCAAAACAUACUAGCGGGAUUAAGAGACCUGAUACAAAUUUUAGACAUGUCCGGGGUGUUGGUAGCUGUGUCUCCUUGCUGCAAGGCAUUGAUAGGCUACGAACCAGAAGAUCUGAUAGGCAAUGUUUUAUUCGAACUUAUCCACCCAAAUGACCGCUCAAUGGUCAUCCAAGAAUUCGCCGAUUCAAUACACACAGGCAACCCAUUCAGGUGCUAUUACCGGUUCAAGAAGCGUGACGGAACCUAUCUCCUGCUGGAGGCCCAUGGCCACAUCGACUCCGCGACUGGCCUCGAGUUCUCAAUAAUUGCCCGCCCCUACCUAACCAAGCAAUCACAACUUCUCGACUCUUUUCUUGAGCACAAGCUUGAGAACGAGAGAUUGACCCGACGCAUCGCAGAGUUGAAUCGAGAAGGAGAAUUCCAGCUCCGUCACCAUGAAGACAAAAAACAUGAAGACGACCAACAAGCAACCUUCGCGGCUCCACAGGCUGUCUUCAAUUCAACAGCACCCUCCGAUUUCAUCCCUUCAGCCACGGUGGGAUUUCAAUUCGGACUUCCCGCCGUGCCAACCCCAAAUCAUCUCUUCACCGCAUCAAGCUCCAGCGGAUAUAAACCGUUAACGACACCCCUACCAGAAAAUAACAUUUCCAUUCCCUUUGGUUUUGAUGGUCGCACAUCUCUAGAUGACAUAGAGCUUAUAACUGGCCUGAAUUAUCUGGCUGGGGAACGAGCUCAGGGGAUAAGCACUGGUGACCCUGGCGGCACCCUUAUCCAAACCAACGUUCCUCCGGUUUCCAUGUUUGCCAACAGCAGAGAUGAUAGGGUAAGGAAAGCCAAUACCGAAAGGAGGCGGAGAAGUAAACCUGCCGAAACACAUUUCUGUACGGAUUGCGGGACUUUCUCUUCUCCUGAGUGGCGGAAGGGCCCGAGUGGGAAGAAAACACUAUGCAAUGCUUGCGGAUUGCGCUGGGCUAAGCAGGAAAGAAAGAACCAACAGACUAAUGUUUAA